AAAAAAAAGGAAAAUUCUAUGGUACAUUCCUUAGUUGGAAUGUUUUGGUACAUUCCAAAACUGGCCAAUGAGGAUGCAGUGUUGACCAACUUUGAAUGAUAUGAUACAACCUUUAUGUAUGGUACUUACCAUGGAACUUACCAUCUUUUAAUAUUUCAAUUAAGUCCCUUACAUAUUAAAACUUACACAAUUACCCCAAUAUUUAUAUUUUGUUAAUUUUAAUUAUGAAUGUAAAAUCAAUUAAAACUAAAAUUAAAUAAUAAAACAAAAACAUGACAAAUUAACUUUUGAAUUUUUUUUCAAUCAAACAUCGUUUUCCUUCUUCUGAGGUUGUGUUCAUUACCAGCAAAUACACAACAUCAUCAUCUUCUGAGUUUGAGUUUGUGUUCAUCACCAACAAAGUGUAAACAACAACAUUAACCUCGAAUACGCUCGCCAUUGUUGGACGAACUUGCUAGCUCAUCGUUUUCCUCUUUUGAGUUUGAAAGAAACUCCAUUCGACGGCGAGUUUGUGGAAGAAGUUUGCGUGUGCGUUUGCAUAAGGUUCACAACAAUGGUAAAAAUUGAUGAAUCUCUAGAUGUUGAUUCGAAUGAAGUUAGUUCAACCGAUAGUCAUACAUCUGAUGAUGAGGAUUCCAGCUAUUCGGUGUCCGGUGGGCAUGAUAGGUCAGAUGAUGGCGAUGAUACUGGUGACCACCAUGAUGAUGAUGAUGAUGAUGGUGAUGAUGAUGAUGAUGAUGAUGACCAUGAUUUUGGUGAUGAAGCAUCUAUAGGUGAAAGAGCGGUACGUAUUAAUUCUAUGACUGCUGAUGAAAUUCGUGGUAUGGAAUUUGGUAGUGUUGACGAAGCUUAUGAAUUUUAUUAUCAAUACGGUAAAUGUAAAGGUUUUUCCGUUAGGAAAAGUGAUGAUAAGAAAAAAAUAGGGCCUGAUGGUAGUAAAAUAAUAACAAACAAGCUUUUUGUAUGCAGUAGACAAGGUUUACGAGAUAAGAGACACAUAUCUAGGUUAGAUAGGAAAAGAGAGCAUAGACGUUUGACACGUACGAAAUGCACGGCUAGGUUUCGUGUGACAUACAAAGCCGAUAAAGGUAGAUUUGUAGUGUCUGUGUUUGAAGAGACUCAUAACCAUGAAUUAACAUCAGCUAGGUUUGUGCACUUACACCCGGUUUAUCGUAAAAUUAGCGAAGCAGAUAGAGCUCAGGUUGAUGGUAUGCAGUCACGUGGAAUUAGAACUUGUCAUAUUAUGGGGUACAUGGUUGCUCAGAAGGGUGGAUAUGGUGGUGUUGGGUUUACGAAGAAAGAUCUUUAUAAUUAUUUUGAUAAAAAAAUGCGUGAUAUUGUUAAAGAUGGUGAUGUUGCCGCAUCGCUACAUUAUCUUAAUGCAAAGUCAGCUACUGAUCCCAUGCUCUAUGCUGAAUAUGCUGCUGACACUAGCAAUGGACGGAUGAAGUCUCUUUUUUGGGCUGAUGGGACCAGUAGAUCUGACUACUUCUGUUUUGGAGAUGUGGUUGCAUUUGACACAACAUACAAGAGGAACAAAUACAACCUCCCGCUGGUUAUAUUUUCAGGUUGUAACCACCAUUCCCAAACAAUAAUUUUUGGCGCUGCGUUGGUAUCAGAUGAAACCACGGAGACGUAUAAGUGGGUGUUGAAUUGUUUUUUGGAGUGUAUGGAAAAUAAACGCCCAAAAGCUGUGGUGACAGAUGGAGAUGGGGCUAUGAGGGAGGCUAUAAAAGAGGUUUUCCCCGAUGCGACCCAUCGGUUAUGUGCCUGGCAUUUGAAUAAGAAUGCAGGUGAGAAUGUGAAGAAUUCAGGUUUUUUGAAGGGAUUUAAAAAAGCCAUGUUCUCAAAUUUUUCAAAGGAUGAUUUUGAAGAGUAUUGGUCAGAGAUGAUUAAAGAAAAUGGAGUUGAAGGACAUCCUUGGGUUAUCAAAACCUACGAGAACAAGUUACUAUGGGCAACUGCAUACCUGCGGGAUAAGUUUUUUGGACGUAUAAGAACUACGUCUCAAUGUGAAGCAAUCAAUGCAAUAAUAAAGAGUUAUGUCAGAAAGAAAGGAUGCAUCUUUGAAUUUAUGCAAAAUUUUGAGCAGGCUCUAAGAGGCUACAGAAACAAUGAACUUGUUGAAGAUUUUAAGUCAAAGUUUUCAGAACCUGUGUUGACAACUCAAUUACGUUUGAUUGAGAGCAAUGCCGCUAAAAUCUAUACAGCGGAGAUUUUCAAAGAAGUGAAAGAAGAAAUUAUGAAGGCCGGUGAAUUGAUUGUUAAGCAUAAAAAGGAAAUUGGAGAUACUAAGUUUUAUACUUUGACUAAAUAUUGUCGGGAUGUGUAUGAAAGAACAGUUGUUUACGAUGGUGAUACAUUCCAAUGUUCGUGCCGGUUGUUUGAUUCUCGUGGACUUCCUUGUUCUCAUAUUUUUCACGUGAUGAAGGAAGAACAUGUUGAUCACAUUCCUAGCACUUUGGUAUUGUCGCGAUGGACCAAGGAUGCUAAAAUUGAUUAUUUGAACAUGGUGGAUGUUAAUGAUCCAGUUGAUUCCGAUGUGAUUGAGCUUGCCCGUUUUGGUGCAUAUUGUUCUGUUCUGACAUCAUUUUGCAAAGAAGCUUCUAAAAAGAAUGGUGUGUAUGGUGACAUUAUGGAUGACCUCAUGAAUUUAAAAAAAAAAUAUUGCAGUGUUGAGGAUCCUAUUGGAACACAAAAGUCAGUUGUUGGUGAUCCUAUCCCGGUUCAGAGUAAAGGUGCUCCAAAGAAAAAAAAGAAUGACGCAAAAGCUCUCAGGCAUUGUACUCAUUGCAAGAGUACAACUCAUAAUGCGAGGACUUGUUCGGACAAAAAGAGAAAAAAAAGUUGCAACGCUGAAAGUAGUGUGCAAGACAUAAAUUCAGAGCUACCGGUUGACGUUGGUGAAAGUAGUGUGCGACAGAAAAAGAAGAAAUGUGCAGAGCAACCGAAAGACCUUUGCGAAAGUAGAGUGGCACCAAAAAAGAAGAAAUGUUCAGAGCUACCGAAAGAUCGUUGUGAAAGUAUUGUGCAAAAGAAAAAUAAAUGUUCGGUGCAACUGAAAGAGCGUGGCGCUAAUGUGUCAACACCAACACAUAUUGAUGUUACUAGUGCGACCGGGCAAUUCACUCCGAUGUAUGGAUUUCAACAUAUGAUUCCUAUGUUACAUCCGGUUAUGCAACAGAUGCACGUACCAUCUGGACAACAUGUUCCACCUGCACAACAUGUAACUUCUGUACCACAUGUACCACCUAUAUACCAAAUGUAUGGAAUGAAUGUUGGUGCAAAUUCAACUUCGUGUUAUGGUCUGUUACAACAUGUGAUGAAAUCUGCUGAUGGACAACAAUGA
Trifolium pratense (red clover) is the source of this 3349-nucleotide messenger RNA. RefSeq names its product protein FAR1-RELATED SEQUENCE 5-like. The record is from RefSeq and is a predicted model, not a curated record. The transcript is spliced from 3 exons. The coding region runs from base 554 to 3349 and encodes 931 amino acids. NCBI's taxonomy places the organism in Eukaryota, Viridiplantae, Streptophyta, Magnoliopsida, Fabales, Fabaceae. Gene Ontology annotation, molecular function: zinc ion binding.